GCACUUCUCUAUAUUAACUAGACGUUUUUGACUUUUCCUUGCCAGUGAAAGAAAAAAAUCUUAUAUUUGACGGAAGUUUAUAGAUUUAUAAUAUUUUAGUUUUUGCAUUUUCUACUGAUUUUACAACCGUACUCAAUUGAAACAUAGAAAAAUUAAAUUGUGAAAGUUACCACGUCAACAUACGCGAUUGAAUUAUCAAUUUGCAGCGAUUUGUGACUUGAAUUGAGAAGAAAAAGUAAUAUGUGCAUUUUGAAGAAUGCCGAUUCAGGCGCCUUCAUGGACAGAUUUCCUCUUCUGUCCCAUUUGCUGCAAUGAGUUCGCUGUUAAUCAACGUCUACCAAUAAGUCUGGGAUGUGGUCACACCAUAUGUCGCCAGUGUCUAUCGACCUUACACAAUCGACAAUGUCCUUUCGAUCAAACUUCCAUCACAACCGAUGUCGACAAUCUGCCCAUAAACAACGCUCUACUUCAGUUGGUUAGCACUAACACAAGUACCAACAAUAACAACAAUGCUGGAAAUGCUAGCGACAACCGAAAUAGCAAUGGCGGCAAUGAAGGUGCCUCAGGGAGUGACGGCGAAGCGAACACAACCACCAGACAUACACCACCUAGUGUACGUCAGUUAAGCCCUGAAGAUUUAAAAUGCUACAAUCUGGCGAACAAAUGUAUAGAAAGUCUGGCACUCUAUCUAAAAUCUCUUGUUACUAAUAAUGGAAAUUUCGGGAGUCCCCUGUCGCGUCCGAUGCAACGUAAACUUGUAUCUUUAGUCAAUACUCAGUUGAUGGAACGCGAAGGACGAGAACGUGUUUUACGUGCUGCUCGUUCAUUGGGAGAGCGUACUGUCACCGAAUUAAUUCUGCAACAUCAAAAUCCCUUGCAGCUGAGUUCAAACCUGUGGGCAGCGGUACGCUCACGUGGUUGCCAAUUUUUGGGCCCAGCAAUGCAGGAGGAAGUUUUGAAGCUGGUUUUGAAGGCCCUUGAAGACGGUACAGCAUAUUCUCGUAAAGUGUUGGUAAUGUAUGUGGUACAAAGGCUAGAACCACGAUUUCCGCAAGCCUCGAAAACCAGUAUUGGUCAUGUUGUACAACUAUUAUAUCGAGCCAGCUGCUUUAAAGUUUCUAAGCGGGAAGCAGACUCGUCACUCAUGCAAUUGAAAGAAGAGUUUCGCACUUACGAUGCCCUACGGCGCGAACAUGAUGCACAAAUCGUACAAAUAGCCACUGAAGCCGGUCUCCGCAUAGCGCCAGAUCAAUGGUCUUCCCUACUUUACGGCGAUACAGUGCAUAAGUCACAUAUGCAAAGCAUUAUUGACAAACUACAAACGCCGUCCUCAUUUGCGCAAUCCGUACAAGAACUGGUUAUAGCCCUACAACGCACUGGCGAUCCGGCUAAUUUGUCAGGCCUACGAAUUCAUCUAAAACAUUUAGCCGGUAUUGAUCCGUCGUUAGAAAGUCCGCCGUCAUCUUGGCAAGACGUAGCUAAAGCAUUAGAAUCUGUGCAUGAAGUGGUGGUGGGACUAGUGGAAUUCGUACAACAUCAUGGCAAUAGGAAGCUGCAAGAAUGCACAACGGGUCAGCCGAGUACGAAUACUAAGUAUAAAAUAAGUUUGUGUCGGGAUUUGACUGUGAGACGAAAUUGCCCACGUGGUUCUAGUUGUACUUUUGCACAUUCUGAAGAAGAAUUGGAAAAAUAUCGUGCAAAGAAUCGUAAAAAUACGAAGCCAGGUAUCAGCGUUCCACAUUCUGGUGUAGGUCCACUUACUGCUGGAAGUUCAAAUAGUGCAAACAAUGGAAAAAAUGAUUUUUCAACCCAUACUCAUCCACAUAACCACGGCCACAAUCAUCACAAUCCCCAUGCUAUGGUAAUGCUGCAUCCCGGAAAUGACAAUUCUGCGCCAGCUUCAACGGCUACAUCGCCAUUAAGAUUCGACGGUCUACAAUCUAUGCAUAACAAAUUACCUCGCAGCAGUUAUGGCGAUGCUUCAUCAUCAUUACAAACGCAUGGUCCACCUGGUGCACCACAUCACAUGCGUUCGUUGCAUCAUAGUCCGAUUCCUCCUAAUAGUGCGCAAGCCGUGUCUGCACCCCCCACUGCACAUCGUUAUGAUGCCUCUACUUUUGGCUCAACAUUAAAUUAUCCCAUAUCGACAACUGGAGUACCACCACGUAUGCCUCAGGGUUUGUCCAACAUCAAUAGCUCACCAAUAGCAAUGCGAACUUCUAGUGGCGCUAUGAUUUCAUCAAGAUCUUUUCCAAAUACAUUGCAACCUCCGACAACACAUACUCAUCAUCCUCCCUUACCUCCGAAUAUAACGACCACUAACCCACCGAUAUAUCAUAACAAUAAAAAUGUGACCACAUCUCUAAGCAGUCCGCUUUCCGCUAAUAAGGGAAUCUACAAUGCAUUACCUUCAGAAUUCUACAAUACACCGAUCAUGGGUACGAACACACGUUCAUCCUCUUUGUUCAGCAACAACCAACCAACUGCUGCUGGAGUCGGCGGAAACAGUGGAGGUAUAAAUGGAAAGAAUAACGUAGAUUUAAAGGGCAAUAUAGUGCUAACGGAUAAAUUGAGAUUAGCCCAAAUUGGCAUGUGGGAUCAGCAGCAUCAUCAGCAUAUUGUGAAUGCCUCAACUGCCGGCGAAAUAUUAAGUGGUGCCAGCGGGAUUGGGGGUUCGCCGGCGCAUCAGUCGACAUCAAUGUACCCAUCCAGUGAUACAGUGUCUAUAUUUGGUAAGAAAGUCAACAAUGUCAACAUGAAUCUGAAUAAGACACUAAAUGGUCUUGCAAUCGGUGAUCAGUAUAUGUUCAAGAAUGAUUAUGCAGCAUCAUUGACUGGUGGUAUGACAAACAGCAAAGAUAGUUUGAUUUGUAAUGAUUUACCACCUCAACGAUCUUUCUGGAAUGCGCAUAAUAGCAAUAUGAUGAGCGGAGGUAACUUUGCCGAUAGUACACAGGAGCGCAACACAAUUGCACACAACAUGAGUUUAAAUGCAUCACCUGGACCAUUUCGUGACCGCGAUAGUUUCGUGCGUUCCGAUUCUAUAUUGGAUGACGAUGCUGCUACCUUUGAAGUGCCUGCCACAUCAGCAGGCAUGGGCAGUAAAUUCGGUCCGAUCUGUCCCAUGUACAAAGGGCAUAGUAGCACGGCGACCGAUGUUUCACACACGAAUACAUAUCUUGAUAGCUGGAGUAGUGGCGAUAUUCGAAAUCAGUCGACAAACAAGGAACACCCAUUGUUGGAACGAAACACUUCUGGUGACAUCAACUACUCGGUAUUUCCAAAUGAUACCGAGAACAGUCUGGCAUUGCAAAUUCGACAACAAUUGCAGCGCUCUGCAAAUGGCCAGCAGCAGUUGCAGCAACGUAUACUCCAAAAUCAGCAACAACAACAACAAACGCAAAGACCAUCGGCAUUUGAUAACUUCAAUAGCAUGCAAAACACGUUGCUUACGGACUUGACAUUCAAUCACAGUGGCUUAGAAAGAGAUCGCACUUGCGCAGGCGAGGACCGCGCUAAUUUUGACUUGGGUUAUAAUGCGUUGCAAAAUAUGCUGGCCAGUGCAGAUGGUAAUGCUAAUAUGGACAUGAAUAAGGGUUCCUCAAUGUGGAGCGGUGGCCUAAAAUCGGCGGAUGCAACUUUCUGGAAUGAUUCGCUAACCAAUGCGGCUGCAAAAACAAAGGAAUUGCAGUUACAACGGCAACAGCAACAGCAACAAUAUCAACAACUGCUGAACAAGGGUCGAAACAGUGAGGAAGGCAGCAUUGAUAGUAGUCGAAUGAGAGAUAUUGAGCAGGAACUUUCGGAAAUCGUGGACAAAAGUUGGUCAAAUGCCGAUGACAGUGGUAUUAAGUUGCAGUAAAACUAAAGCUAUUUCAGGUAAGAUAGCAACACAUUACGUAAGCAGUGUAUUAACCGACGAAACAAUGAAACCGGAACAACUGCAGCAAAUGGAGGCUCUUUGAAAAAAAUAAUGCAUGAAUGUGAUCAUAAAUUGUUUCCAUAAUUUACACGCAAUAAUUUUGCAAACUAAACAACGUGGAUAAUAAUCAUCGGUCGAAUAUUACUGAGCUGAGCAACUUUAAACAUUCACAGACACACAACCUUUUCAACGAAGGUUUAUAGUAACGAAAAUACUAGAUUUUAGAUACUAAUAUGUGUUUGUAAAAAUAAAACUCUCCCAAUCGGGUGAGCUAGAAACAUUUAACACAAGUUGAGAGGAUCAAAUAACUCACUGCUGAUGUCACGACAUUGUAAAUGUAUUUCAUUUUUAGCGAAUUUCUUGCGUUGGAAACUUUCUGUGUUCUGUAUAGUUUAGAAAAGUAGAUAGAAAAGUGCUCGUUGUCGAUGUAUUUGCAACAAUUGCAACAUUUCGAUGUGAGCCAACUUGUGUAUAUCGUGUAGAAAACGUGUAUAGAAAGUGAUGCGCGAAAAACGACUAAUUAUUAAUUGUAAAUGUAAAAUUUUUUGUAUUAGAUAUUCUUACGAUCGAUUAUGAAAAUGAAUAGCGAUACUAACAAUUCUGAUGACGUGAUCAAUAUGAAACUAUAUUUUAUAGACAUUUAAUGAGAACAAACUCAAAAAUAAUGUAAUAUUUUUGUAUAAAUGCAAUCACUAAUCGCAUGAUGUCGCUUUUUUGUAGCCACACUACUCUACUCUUCUUUUUACACAAACAUACAUACAUACAUAAAUGAGAUGCCCAUCAGGAAGUAUAUAAAUAAAUAAAUUAUAAAUAUUUUAUGCGACAAUGUGUUAGUGCUUAGCCCACUGCUUUUACUUCUGACUGACAUAGAAAACGUCACUAUUAACUAAAAUAAAAAUAUACAGAGCAGCGUCUUCGCUGAAAGAAACCUAUUUCCCGCUGGGCAAAUUUACAUACACAUAAAACACAAUAUUAUAACAAAGAAUACAUAUUUAAUAUAAUUAAAUUUAAAAUUAUUAUAUACAAGCAUAUAUCUACUAUAUAUUAUAUAUUUCUUAAAGAAAUUUAAAUUACGCUAUUGUGCGAUGUAAGCUGAGAUCAUAAUAUGACAAUGAUAAUUUUUUGAUGAAAUUGAUGUUUUUAAAUAAUUACCUUUUUGUCUGAUAAACUGAUAAAUAUGAUUAUGAAAUAGAAAAUUUAUACAUAACAAAUUUAUAAAACAAACGAAAAAUAAUAAAAAUAUAUAUGUAUAUAUAAACUGAUUAUAUAUGUAUAUGUACUACUGUAUAUGAUAAAUAUCGACAAACGCAUGAACACAAAACGAUGUUGUUUGUUUUUUACACAUUGCUUUUAUCAUACCUUAAUAGUACUAUGCGUUCAGAAUUCUGUUCUAUUGCUAGUUCGAUUAUGAUUCUGAUUCUAAUUGUAUUUGUAAUUGUUACCUAUUCGUAGGCGUUUAAAAAUUGCUCCUAUUUAUUAUUAUAAAUAUGUAUGUAGAAAAUGAAAGAACUAUGUAGUUGUAAUAUAACUCAAAUUAAUUAUAAAUAACAUGAGCAUAAAUACAAUUUUCUUGCUACAAUGCAAGCUCUUGCUCUUGCGGGUCGGAUUGAAGCAUUCAAAAAGUUCAUGUAUUUGUGUAUACACAUUUAAUAUUAUAUAUUAAAAGUCGUGUGAAAAUCACUCAAAAAUAUAUUGAUUGAUUAAAUUUUUAACUAAUGUUAUUGACCAUGUUAAGAGAUACUGAUCAUUGUUACUAUUUCUAAAAAUUAAUCAAUAUGUAGUUAGUUCAAAGUUGAUGUGGUUAUUGUGGUCUUCUAAUAGCCGAUUGAUAGAAAUUACAAUGUGAUGCAAGUUUACAACUUACAAAGGGUCCAAAUGUUUAAAUCGAUUUAGUUCUGUAAUUUUUUCAUUCUAGGUUUAAUAUUUUAAUUUACUUUUCAACUAAAACAACUUAACACCAAACAAUAUGGUUUAUUUUUUUAUGAUUAAUGGACCAAUUUCAAUUCGCAAACAUUUUUUUAUGAAUUAUUUAUGUAACUGCUUGAGAUUUUCGCUUAAUUGCACUAUGUAGACAUUAAUGGUUUUUUAGGUUAGAAAACUGUAAAUUCAAAACAGAAAAUAUUUUACUCCACUUCAUAGUAGUACUUGUAGAGUGCUUCAUUAUCAACUCAAUUAUGUAUGUACAUUUGUGUGUUAAAUUCAACUUUUUUGUUUUGUUUUUGAAAAUUUUAAAUAUUGAUGUCCUUACUCGGGAAUAUGUUUACAGCAAUGCAUACUCUGUUAUCACUAUGUACUAUAUAAUAAAUGGCGAAAUACAUAUUAUUUUGAUUUUAACUUUAUUUCAAAAUGAAAAGUAAAAAAUCUGUAGUGCAGCAGCUGCAAAUGUGCAUACAUAUAAACAUUAUUAUGAUUUACAAAGUUGCCUGAAUAUAUUUAUCCUCUCCUAGUUAUUUAUGUAGUAUAUCGUGUGUUGAGUUCAACAUAAAAGUGUCAAUAUCAACUUUGAAACUAAUCAUUCAACUGAGUUAUCCUUAUAUUAGCGAACAGCUGCAUGAAAUCUGCAUAUGCAUAAAUUCUUAAAUGUAUAUAUGUGCGCCACUUAUUGCUAAUAAUAAUACUUUGUACAUAAUAUAAAAAUUGAAAAUUUAUGUUUAUUCAAUAGUGCAACAACAAUAUACGAAAAAUUAAUUAUUACAAAAUUGAAACUAAUACAUGUGACAUUUCAAAAUAGUUUAUUUGUUUUUCGAUAUAUUUAAUUUAUUUAAUUUUUUUUUAUAAAAAACCAACUAAAAGUGUAUUGUGAAUGUAGUAUUUAAUAUAAUAUAUAUUUUAGUAUAUUAUAAUAAAAUAAUGCAAAUUAAAGAAAUGAGUGCAAACAAAUAAGUGAAUUUAGUGGUGAAAACCACUAAUGCUAACGCAUAUUGCUUCCUAAAUGGUCGGUAGUAGUGCUAUUGACUAAUUUAAUGAAACUGAUAUUCAUGAGUUUUGUGCAUACAUUUGUAUAUGUACAAUAAACAUAAACACCAAGAUAAAAUUGAAAUCAAAGCACUAGAAAUUCAAGUUUUAUUCCACAGGCUGUUUUAUCGCACAAUGUGCUGCCGUAUGCGUAUUUUUACACAUAACCUAAGAUAUAAAUUAAAAAACAAAGUGAAAGUUUACUUAUUUUUUUACUUACACCGAAGUAUACUAAAACACCUACAGCUCUUUGUGCAUGACCAACAUUUUAUUUAAACUGUACUUUAAUCAUGUAAAUCUAAAAUAAUAUGUAAUAGAAUCCAUCACAUCAGCACAUAACCUUUAGUAUUUUUUUUUAUUAAAAAAUAAUAGUCAACUUUAGUAUACUGUAAAAACAAUAUUUUUUGUACUUAAUAUGAAUAAACACAUUUUUUAACAUUUAAAGUAGUAAAAAAUAUUUUCUAUAUUUUAUAGCAACUUUUUAAACAUAAUCAUACAAUUUUAAAAUUUUAAGUUUGCAUGCUUUUAUUUUACAUUUUUUAUUUUUGUUUUUGUUUUUUGUGUUUCUGCGUACGGAGCACGUGCAGUGUGGUGUAGUUAUAACUUAAACCCAAUGGGUUCAUAAAGAAAUAAAAAAAGUAAAUAUGAUUUAAAGCAUUAAACACUUAACUUAUUGUUUUAAAUAUACAAUGAAACAAAAAACA
Zeugodacus cucurbitae (melon fly) is the source of this 7581-nucleotide messenger RNA. It is a transcript of the gene roq, whose product is annotated as roquin-2. The record is from RefSeq and is a predicted model, not a curated record. The transcript has 4 exons. Lineage: Eukaryota; Metazoa; Arthropoda; Insecta; Diptera; Tephritidae. The coding region runs from base 257 to 3862 and encodes 1201 amino acids. Gene Ontology annotation, molecular function: metal ion binding.